UUUGGGAAGAAGGGGGAGCGCAGGGGUACGAGCACGGACCAAUGGUCAGAGCUGCAGCGGCAGAUUGAGGGGCGGGCGGAGCCUUUCCUGUGCCGUGGAGUUUGGUUGUGUUGGGAGAGAGUGAAAAAAAAAGUAAGAUCCCGGCGAAUGACCAAAGCGAGUCAUGUCUUUAUUAGUGCCGGAGCGAAAACGGUAGUGCGCUGAAACUGUAUGCGAAUACUCUCUCUCAUAGCAAUCUGUGCAAGGCAAAUCAUUACAGGAGGAUACAAACUGCAUUACAAAAGUUGAGCGUAUGAACAAAAAGUUUGCAGGAACUUUAUGAAAACGUCUGAAGCUGCGUUGAAAAACUUUCUGGAGAGAAGCGAGUGAAGAAACACUGACUACUUUUUACUUUGCAAGAACUCGGUGGAUACAAGGUACCUUUUCCAGGAUUUAACCCUAGGUUCGUUUCGAUUUGAUGCAUUUUGGAAGAGGGAUAUCUUGCUGGAAAGGUGGGCUAAGCACACUACUGUACCAUGGUACCGUUAGGUAGAAGCUGCAAUUUUCUCGCCGUCUUGCUGGUGCUUCUGAGCUUCUGCUGGGAUGCCGCGUCCAACCAACUCCGCCAAGUGUUUCGGGUCGUGGAGGAGCUGCCGCCCGAGACCCUGGUGGGCACCAUCCUCACCAAGCCCGACUUCACCUACCGCUUCAGCGAGAGACACCCGUUGUUCGCCAUCAACGCCAGCACGGGGGUCAUCUGCACCACCACGGUGAUCGACCGCGAAACCCUGCCCAGCGACGUGAUCAACAUCGUGGUGCUGUCCAGCCAGCCCACCUACCCGACCGAGGUGCGCAUCGUGGUGCAGGAUGUCAACGACAACACGCCCGUCUUCCCCGAGCCCAGCAUCGUGGUGACUUUCAGGGAGGACACCAGCGGUGGCCGGCAGGUGAUCCUGGACACCGCCACCGACUCGGACAUCGGCUCCAACGGGGUGGACCACCGCUCCUACCGCAUCGUGCGGGGCAACGAGGAGGGCAAGUUCCGCCUGGACAUCACGGUCAACCCGAGCGGGGAAGGAGCCUUCCUGCACCUGGUGUCCACCGACGGGCUGGACCGGGAGACGGCGCCUUCCUACCGGCUGGUGGUGGAGGUGGAGGACAGGGGGGAGCCCAGGAGGUUCGGCUACCUGCAGGUGAAUGUCACCGUGCAGGACGCCAACGACAACUCGCCCAGCUUCUCCCAGGCUCACUACCAGGCCAGCGUGUACGAGAGUGUGUCCGUGGGCUCCAGCGUGUUGCAGGUGUCGGCCGGCGACCUGGACCAGGGGGUCAACGCCGAGCUGGUGUUCACGGUGGACGAGGGCAGCCCCUUCCACAUGGAGCCGCUGAGCGGGCUGCUGACCGUCAGGGAGCGGCUGGACUACGAGACGAAGAAGGAGUACUCGCUGGUGAUCAGGGCCGGCGACGGGGGCAGCCCGUCCCUGAGCGGCCGGGCCGAGGCCACGGUCAAGCUGCUGGACGUCAACGACAACGAGCCGCGGGUUCGGUUCCGCUACCUGCCGGCCCACUCCCGCUUCGCCGCCGUCGACGAGAACGCCCCGAUCGGCACGGUGGUGGCCCUGCUGACGGUGAGCGACGCCGACUCCUCGGCGGCCAACGGCAACAUCUCGGUGUCCAUCGUGUCGGGCAACGAGCAGCGGCACUUCACCGUGCAGCGGUCCGUGGCCGGACUCAGCCUGGUCAAGGUGGCCAGCGCCCUGGACCGCGAGCGCAUCGCGGCCUACAACCUGAGCGUGUCGGUGUGCGACCACGGCCUGCCGCUCGGCCGCUCCUCCCUCGCCAGCCUCCUCAUCUUCAUCAACGACAUCAACGACCACCCGCCCGUGUUCGAGCGGCCGCUCUACCGGGUGCUGGUGGCCGAGGACGUGCCGCUGGGCAGCUACAUCGGCGGCCUGAGGGCGACCGACGGCGACUCGGGCCUCAACGCCCAGCUGGUGUACACGGUGGUGUCGGGCAACCGGCUGGGUUGGUUCAACAUCAGCCACGAGUCGGGCCUGAUCACCAGCGCGGCCUCCCUCGACCGGGAGACGGCCGGCCUAGUCCGCCUCAACAUCAGCGCCAGCGACCGGGGCCUACAGCCGCGCACCUCCUACACCACCCUGGCCAUCACCGUGGGCGACGUCAACGACCAGGCCCCGACCUUCACGCGACCCUCCUACCACUCGGUCGUGGCCGAGCACUCGCCGCCCGGCACCGCGCUCGCCGCCCUCACCGCCCUCGACAAGGAUCUUGGCGCCAACGGCACCGUGCGCUACCUGCUGGCCGCCGACACCCCGCCCGCUUACCGGCGGCUCUUCCGCCUCGACCCGCUCUCCGGCCUCCUCACCUGCCUGGCCGAGCUCGACCGGGAGCGGCAGCCCGCCGGCUACCAGCUGCGGGUCGAGGCCCGGGACAAGGGCCUGCCCCCGCUCUCCUCGCUGGCCCGCGUCGACAUCACCCUGCUCGACAUCAACGACAACAGCCCCGCCUUCUACCCGCUCCAGUACUUCGCCAACAUCAAGGAGAACGAGCCGCCCGGCACCUACAUCGCCACCGUGUCCGCCGCCGACCCCGACCUGGGCAGCAACGGCACGGUCAACUACGCCAUCACCGCCGGGGACACCAACACCUUCCACAUCAACCGCAACACAGGCGACAUCUCCACCAGGCUCUCACUCGACCGGGAGGAGAAGACAGCUUACCAGCUGCAGGUGGUUGCUACCGAUGGUGGAAAUCUGCGCUCACAGACGCUAGCGAUUGUGACCAUCACGGUUAUUGAUACACAGGAUACACCUCCGUCAUUCAGCCAGAGCAGCUACAGUUUUGUUAUCUUCGAAAACAUCGCCAUUGGGUCCCUUGUCGGCACAGUAUCUGCAUCCACGCUUGAUCUUAAUACCAACAUUACUUACCUCAUCACGUCGGGAGACCAGAGGGGCAUGUUUACCAUUGGUGGAUCAACAGGUCAAAUCAAUACUGCCAGCACGAUCGAUAGAGAAGAAAUGGCAUUUUAUCAGUUAAAAGUUGUGGCAAGUGGUGGUACGGUAACUGGAGAGACUCUAGUUAAUAUCACAGUCAAGGAUCUAAAUGAUAAUUCUCCACAUUUCCCGCAUGUGGUUGAAAGUAUCAAUGCAGUUGAAAAUUGGGGUUUGGGGCACACAAUUUUCCAAGCCAGAGCUAAGGAUCCCGAUGAGGACAUCAAUGGCAUGGUUUCAUUUUCCUUGCGGCAGAAUCCAAAAGGUCUCUUCCAUAUCGAUGAGAAAACUGGAACAAUAACUUUAAAUGGACCCCUCGACAUAAAUGCAGGUUCAUACCAGCUGGAGGCAGUAGCGUCUGACAUGGGUGUUCCCCGCCGUUCAUCCAGCUUAAUUCUAACGAUAUAUGUGCACGAUGUGAAUGAUAACUCGCCUGUAUUUGACCAGCUUUCAUAUGAAAUCACUAUUUCAGAGGGUGAACCUGUGAACUCAAGAUUCUUCAGGGUUCAGGCUUCCGAUAAAGAUUCGGGAGUGAAUGGGGAGAUCAGUUAUGACAUUAUAGAAGGAAACGGAGAGAAGAGGUUUGGUAUUUUUCCUGAUGGCCAGUUAUACAUCAAGGCUGAAUUGGAUCGUGAAACUCAAAGCCAUUAUGUCUUGAUGGUUGUUGCUGCAGAUAGAGCAGUGGAGCCUCUGAGUGCGACUGUGAACGUAACUAUAAUACUAGAAGAUAUAAAUGAUAACAGGCCUUUAUUUAACAGCACAAAUUAUGUAUUUCAUUUUGAAGAAGAGCAAAAAGCUGGUUCAACUGUUGGACACAUCAAAGCUGUGGACAAAGAUUUUGGAUUUAACGGAGAAGUGAAGUAUACAUUUGAAACCGCCCAGCUUGAUUUUGAGCUGAAUGAAGUCACGGGAGAAUUAAUCAGUAGACAUCAGUUUGACCGGGAGGCGUUAAUGAGGCAAAGAGGAGCAGCGGUGUUCAGCCUUACAGUAACUGCAUCAGACCAAGGAUUGCCAAAAAUUCUCAAGGAUCACGCUGCUGUACAAGUUUAUAUUACGGAUACAAAUGAUAAUGUGCCCAGAUUCACUAAAGACCUAUAUCUGGCCACAAUAUCUGAAUCGGCAGGGAACUUGACACAAGUACUCCGUGUAAGCGCCUCAGAUGUGGAUCAGGGAAAUAAUGCAUUGGUGCAUUACUAUAUAAUGGAAGGAAAUGAAGAAAACCAGUUUAUGAUUCAAAGUACCAUGGGACAGGUGACAUUGAUAGGAAAAUUGGACCAUGAAGCUACAAUCUCUUAUUCCCUGACUCUUCUAGCAGUCGACUUAGGAAGUGGCCCUUUGAGCUCCACAUGUACUUUAAUCAUCAGCGUGUUAGAUGAAAAUGACAACACUCCUUCAUUUCCAAAGUCUGUGAUGCACAUCGAUGCAUUGGAAAACAUGAGAGUUGGAGAACUUGUCGAAUCGGCAACUGCCACUGAUUCAGAUUCUGGGGACAAUGCUGAGAUUCAUUACAGCAUUACAGGAAGUAACAAUCAUGGAACGUUUAGCAUCAGUCAUAAUACAGGUAGCAUUUUCCUUGCAAAAAAAAUGGACUUUGAAACCCAAUCUAUUUACCAUUUGAACAUAACAGCAAAUGAUAAAGGAAGACCUACAAGAUCCUCAACAAUGUCAGUAGUGAUUCAUGUUAGAGACUUCAAUGAUAAUGCACCCAGUUUUCCUCCUGGAGAUGUCUUUAAAUCUAUUGUGGAAAAUAUUCCUAUUGAUACAUCGGUACUAACUGUCACUGCCCAGGACCCUGAUGCUGAUAUUAAUGGAGAAUUACGUUAUUGCAUAGCCCAACAAAUACCGAGAGGGAACCAUUUUGUGAUUGGUGCUGCAGAUGGAAUACUGCGCACAAACGGAGAGAUUGACCGUGAAUUUUCCAAUCUUUUUGAACUUACUAUUAAAGCCAUUGAUCAGGCAGUUCCUCUCGAUUUCAGGCGUUUCGCUUUGAAGAAUAUCACCAUCUUAAUAACAGAUCAGAAUGAUAAUGCUCCGGUGUUUAUAUCUCAGAAUGCCCUGGUCGCAGAUAGUGCUCUUGCGAUGGGCUCCAUUCUUACAACCAUCAGGGCGAUUGACCUGGAUGAGGGAGCAAAUGGAGAAAUUGAAUAUGAACUAGUUAGUGGAGACAGUGAUACAUUCAUGAUGGAUCGAUAUAGUGGAGAUAUUAGAGUAAUUUUACCUUUGGUUCCUUCUCGACUCCUAUAUCAACUUGUUGUGUUGGCCGUGGACUUUGGACAAGAGAAAAGAAAAACUAGCACAGAGAUGACUGUUAUUCUUAAGGGGAGAGAUGGACCUGUAUUUACCCAGCCAAAAUACAUCACUGUUUUACGAGAAGGAGAACCGGUGGGUACAAGUGUGAUCUCUUUAAAGGCAGCCAGUCCACGAGGUUCUUUGGCAUUACUGGAGUACUACAUCGUUUCAGUUCGUUGUGGGGGAAAAUCAGUUGGACGCCUUUUCACGAUAGGACAACAAAGUGGUAUCAUCCAAACAGCUGCUGUGCUGGAUCGCGAGCAUGGACCAAAUCUUUAUCUUGUGGAUGUCUACGCAGUUGAGAAAUCUUCCAAUUUUCCCAGGACGCAAAGAGCAGAGGUGGAAAUAACUCUACAGGAUAUCAACGACAACCCCCCUUUGUUUCCAACUAAUGCAUUGGAUCUGAUCAUCGAAGAAAACAUUGGGGAUGGAUUUAGAAUAUUACAGCUGUCAGCUACAGAUGCAGAUGAGGGUCCAAAUGCUCUUGUGACAUAUGCCAUUAUAAGUGGAGCAGACAACAGUUUUCGCGUUGAUCCUGAGUCUGGCGACCUUCUAGCCACGAAGCGUUUGGACAGAGAGCGCCGUUCCAAAUAUUCCUUACUGGUCCGAGCGGACGAUGGGCUGCAAUCCUCCGACAUGCGAAUCAACAUCACUGUCAGUGACAUAAAUGAUCACGCACCCAAGUUCUCCAGGAACGUGUAUUCAUUUGAUAUCCCAGAGGAUAGUCCACCUGGCUCCAUCGUGGCAGCCAUACUGGCAACUGAUGCAGAUUCUGGUGCUAAUGGGGAAGUCACGUACAUGGUGGAAGAGGAUGACGAAGAUGGACUAUUUUUCCUCAAUUCUGUGACUGGAGUUUUUAAUCUAACACAACCUCUGGAUUAUGAGAAGCAACCAUAUUAUAUUCUGACUAUCCAGGCAGAAGAUGGCGGAGGACAGCUCAGCACAGUAAGAGUUUACUUCAAUGUGCUGGAUGUGAAUGAUAAUCCACCCAUUUUCAGUCCUUCAUCUUACAGUACCUCAGUGAUGGAAAAUCUUCCCCCUGGAGAACGAAUCCUAACCGUUAAUGCAACUGAUGCAGAUGCUGGGUUGAACUCUCAGUUAGAAUACAUCAUCGCAGCUGGAGAUUCGUUGCAGUAUUUUAAUAUUGACAGUAACGGGGUCCUGAGUGUCAGGCUAGAGUUAGAUCGGGAGAGCCAGUCGUUCUACAACCUGCUAAUCAUGGCUCACGAUUCAUCUCUGCUGCCUGCAAGUAGGCUUACGAGCACCGCACAAAUCUCUGUUAUUCUCCUGGAUGUCAACGACAACCCACCACGAUUUAUUUCCUCCAAAAUGGCGUACAUGCAAGAAAACUCUCCUGUCAACACUAUUGUCUACAAAGCACAAGCCACCGAUCCUGACAGUGGCCCAAACAGUUAUGUCGAGUACACCUUGCUGAGCCACUCGGCAAACAAGUUCAGCAUCGGAACAAUAGACGGCACAGUUAGACUAACUGGCGGCCUUGACAGGGAAGAAAUCUCCAAUUAUACCUUGACGGUGAUUGCUACGGACAAGGGUGAGCCCCCACUCUCCUCAUCAAUGGACAUUACUGUUAUUGUGCUCGAUGUGAAUGAUAACCCUCCCGUCUUUCAGCAGCGUCUCUAUCAAGUUGAAAUUAGUGAAAACACACUUAGCGGCAUUGACCUCCUCCAGGUGGCCGCCACUGACUUGGACGAAGGCACCAAUGGUCAGGUCCGGUACCACGUGGCCGGUGGAAAUGUGAACAGUGAUUUUCGGCUUGAUUCAGUUACCGGUGUAUUAUCAGUGGCCAAGCAGCUCGAUCGCGAAACGCACCCCUCGUAUUCUCUGACUGUCCAGGCAACUGAUCGUGGAAGCAGCCCACAAACUGCCACAGCUGUGGUGAACAUCAACCUCACCGACAUGAACGACUUUAUACCCGUCUUUGAACUGUCGCCCUACACAAUGCACGUGCAGGAAAAUGCACGCAGUCUGCCAUCGUCCAUCUUGCAGGUCGUAGCUCGCGAUGAUGACCAAGGCCUGAACGGUCAGUUGACUUAUACAAUCGUUGAUGGAAAUGACGUAGGCGCGUUUACUCUAACAUCCAGCGGGCAGUUGAGCCUAGUCGUGAGCCUCGAUCGAGAAACAACAGCAGAGUUUGUACUGACUGUCAUUGCUACAGAUGCAGGGUCUCCAGUGCUCACUGGCACAAGCACUAUCACAUUGAUUGUAGAUGACAUCAAUGACAAUCUUCCAACAUUUGCUUUCAAAACCUACCAUGCCACUAUCCCUGAGAAUGCUGCAACAGGGACAGAUGUUUUGCUUGUCAACGCCACUGAUGCUGAUGACGGCUUGAAUGCAGUUGUCAGCUACAGACUGGUUGGUGGAAACUCCAAGUUUUCCAUUAAUCCCUCCACCGGCCAAAUUAUCACAAGUGCUCUUCUGAACAGAGAGAGCAAAGAAACAUACAACCUUGUUGUGGUGGCAACUGAUGGAGGCUUACUUCAGGCCAAAUCCAGUUCGGCCACUGUUUUUCUAACACUUUCUGACAUCAAUGACAAUCCUCCCAGAUUUCAUCAUUUCCCCUAUGUCACCCACAUUCCAGCGCCUACAAGUGAAGGAUCAUUUGUGUUUGCUGUUACUGUUUCUGAUGCGGAUAAAGGCCCCAAUGCAGAACUACAGUAUUCUUUAACUGGAAGAAAUGCAGAAAAGUUCCAGAUUGAUCCACGCCGUGGUUCUAUCAUGGCUGCUCAGAGGUUAACGGGAGGCGCUGACAUUACGGUCACCGUUAACGUGAAAGACAGUGGAAUCCACCCAAUGUCAGAUUCUACCACUGUGACAGUCAGAUUUGGAAGUAAGGCUGAUUUUCCACAAAUCAAAGCAGGGCAACAGAUUUUUGUAUUUCCAGAAGAUCAGAAGGUGGACACUGAUAUCACCACAGUAUCAGCCUCUUCAGCACGGCUGGAUGUAAGAGGGCCAUUAUCCUACUAUGUAGCCAGCGGUAAUCUUGGUGACGUCUUCCAUAUUGAUCAGCUGACAGGGAAUCUUGUUCUUCUGAACCCUUUAGACUUUGAAGUUGUUCAAAACUUUGUGCUGUGGAUCGAAGCCAGAGAUAUGGGGUUUCCUCCCUUCUCCUCCUAUAAGAAAUUGGAUAUAACUGUGAAAGACGUCAAUGACAAUGCACCAACCUUUAAGCAGGAUCCCUUCACAGCCAGUGUUAUGGAGAAUUCCUUCUCAUACAAAAUAAUUACCAUCGCAGCUGAAGAUGUCGACAGUGGGCCCAAUGGGCAAAUAGAAUAUACCAUAGUGGAUGGUAACAAAGGCAAUAACUUUGUCAUCAGCAGGCAAACAGGGGAGAUCAGACACAUCGAGCAGUUGGACAGGGAACGCAUUGCUCAGUACACGUUAACUAUACAAGCAACUGACAGAGGGGCAUCUUCAAGGAGCUCUUCGUGUCAUGUCAUUGUCAACGUCUUGGAUGAAAAUGAUAAUGCUCCAAGAUUCUCACAGAUAUUCAGCUCUCAGGUGCCGGAAAAUGCAGCUAUUGGUUACACAGUCACACGCGUCACCACUUCAGACGAAGACACUGGAAUAAAUGCUGUUAGUCGGUAUUCGAUAACGGAUGUGAACCUUCCCUUCUCCAUAAACCCAAAGACUGGAGACAUUACAGUCAGAAGGCCUUUGAAUCGUGAAGAUGUGGAUCACUACACUGUCAGAGUCUACGCCCAUGAUUCUGGGUGGACAGUGAAUACUGAUAUUACUGUCUUUGUGACAGAUGUCAAUGACAAUGCCCCACGGUUUGCUUAUCCAUCCUAUUACCUUGAUUUCCCAGAGCUCACAGAGAUUGGCUCCAGAGUUACUCAGGUGGUAGCGACAGAUCCUGACAGUGGCCUCAAUGGCCAGGUAUUCUACUUCAUUAAGUCGCAGUCAGAAUUCUUCCGAAUAAAUUCCAGCACAGGAGAGAUCUGCACCAAGCAAUACGUAAAAUAUCACAAUUCCACCAGUUCCAACAACCUAAAUAUUAAUAGACACAGUUUCAUUGUGAUGGCUUCAGAUCGAGGUAGGGUUCCCUUGGUGAGUGAAACGACAGUCAUUAUCAACAUUGUGGACAGUAAUGAUAAUGCACCACAGUUUGAUUCACAAAAAUACUUUACUCCUGUUACAAAAAAUGUCAAAAUUGGUACAAGGCUAAUUAAAGUCACUGCGAUAGAUGACAAAGAUUACCACAUGAAUUCGGAAAUAGAGUACCAUGUUUCUGAUGGAAAUGGUUCAAAUCAAUUUGCAUUGGACAAGAAUAAUGGCUGGGUGUCUGUUGCAUCCUCUCUGAGAGCCUAUGUACACAAAGUGUUCAUAAUCGUAAUCACAGCCAUGGAUAAAGGUAAUCCCCCACUAUCCUCCAUGGCCACAGUCCAUAUUUUGGUAACUGACGAGAAUGUCCACAUUCCUCAGUUCUCUCAGAGUCACAUCAGCAUCACCGUGCCCGAGAGCCUUACUGUGGGGACAGUCAUCAGGACAGUUUCAGCUCGGGAUAAAGAUUCUGAUAUGAAUGGGUUAAUCAGAUACAACAUUUCUAAAGGGAACGAGGGAAGAUUGUUCUCUAUUAUUAAUUCAACGGGUGCUUUGUCUCUUGCUGGGCAAUUGGAUUAUGAGACCCAGCAAGUCCAUGAACUGACCAUUAGUGCUGAAGAUGGCGGCUGGGUGAAAAGAACUGGCUUCCUCAGUAUAACCGUGCAUGUCACUGAUUCGAAUGAUAACGUGCCACUGUUCAGCCCCAACGUGUACUUUCCAGUUAUAUCGGAGAAUGCUCCAAGUGGGACCACAGUAGUUCAAUUAAAUGCCACCGAUGCCGAUUCUGGAGGUAAUGCUGUGAUCGCCUAUGCGAUUCAGAUAACAGAAAGUGAUCUUUUCGCCAUUGAUCCAAAUACUGGAGUCAUCAGAACCCAGGGAUUUUUGGACUUUGAAGCCAAACAGAGUUAUCACUUGCACGUGAAAGCCUUCAACGUUCCAGAUGAGGAUCGCUUCAGCUUUGCCGAUGUGUACUUGCAGCUGAGUGGUGUGAAUGAGUAUGUCCCUCGUUUUGUCUCCAGGCAGUAUACCUUUGAGAUAUCUGAGGCUGCGUCGGAAGGUACUGCUGUCGGCGAGGUGUUCGCCAGCGACCGUGACCUUGGCGACGAUGGAGAGGUCAAGUAUCUGCUUUUUGGAAAAAGCAGAAAGAAGGGAUUCAGGAUUGAAGAAAAGACUGGCCACAUUUAUGUAUCGGGCCAAUUGGAUCGAGAAAAGGAAGAACAAAUAUCUCUGAAGGUUCUGGCGAAGAACGCGGGCUGCAUCCGUGGAUUUGAUAUUGAUGAAGUUGUUGUGAAAAUCACGGUGCUGGAUGCCAAUGAUCCUCCUGUUUUCACAUCCGAGGAAUAUUCUGUUCAGCUUAGCGAGGAGGCCACGCCUGGAGCUCAUGUUAUUUUUGUAAGUGCCUUUGAUUCUGACUCAGUUCCCAGUUGGAGCAGAUUCACCUACCGCCUCCAGAGUGAAAAUGAUAAAGGCACCUUUUCCAUUAACUCGCAGACGGGCCAGGUUUUAGUUGCAGCAGAGCUGGAUCGUGAGUCCAUCCCAGUGUACAACCUCUCUGUUUCGGCCGUGGACUCGGGAGUGCCUCCGGCCACCGGCAACACCUACUUGGUCAUCAACCUGGAGGAUAUCAAUGACAAUGGCCCGACCUUAACGUCCACGACUGGGGAAAUAGCCGAGAACCAGCGCGCAGGAAGUGUGGUGAUGGCGCUGAAUGCCACUGAUCCAGAUCUCCCACCGAACCAAGGUCCCUUCACCUACCAGCUGCUCAGCACAAGCACCGCCACCAGUUACUUCAGCCUCAGCUCGGGCGGGAUUCUUACCACCACCAGAGAAAUUGACAGAGAGCAAAUCAGUGAUUUCUACUUGUCAGUGGUGACGCGUGACUCUGGUAGCCCGCAGAUGUCUUCCACAGGGACUGUGCACGUCACCGUGCACGAUCAGAAUGACAACCCGUCCGAGGCCAGAACCGUGGAGGUGUUUGUCCACUACUUUGGAAACCUAUUCCCCGGUGGGAUUUUGGCCAGCGUUAAACCCCUGGAUCCAGAUGUAUUGGAUGAUUUCCGCUGCACGCUGACUACAGGGGCUACAACGCUUUUCAGCAUCCCAGCAGGCACGUGCAGUCUGAGCAGCCAGCCGAGGUCAACGGACAGAACCUUUGAUCUGACCGUCCGUAGCAGCGACGGUUUGCACGGCGCGGUGAACAACAACGUCCACGUUUUCUUCAUGGGAUUCAACAAUCUUACGAUAGACAACAGCGUCCUUCUUCGCCUGAAUAUUGCAACUGUGAAAGAUUUUCUCACCAACCACUAUCUGCACUUCCUACGCAUUGCUAACUCUCAACUGACUGGUAUGGGGACUACGAUACAGACUUACGGCAUUUAUGAGCAGGAUAAGAAAACCUACGUAAUGGUAGCUGUGAAACGAUUUGGCAAUCAGUACAUCAGCCCCAGUGGGGUGGCCACCUUUUUCGAGAGCAUCAAAGAGAUCUUAUACAGGCAGAGUGGAGUUCGGAUAGACUCAGUGGAUCAUGACCCUUGCACAAAUGAUCCAUGUCUGAAUGGUGGAAGCUGCCUGAAAAGGCUUGCUGUUGGUCCAACAGUCCAGAGUGAAGAAAGCACCCCAGUGGUCAUUGUGGCUAACAUGGUUGUACAACCCUUCAUCUGCCGAUGCCUGCCAGGAUACUUUGGAGAGGUCUGCGAAACUGACAUAGACGAGUGCCUUCCCUCCCCUUGUCACAAUGGAGGCAUCUGCCACAAUUUAAUCGGCCGAUUCUUAUGCACCUGUCCUGAAGGGUUUAUGGGCAGUGCUUGUGAACGGGACGUCAAUGAAUGCCAAUCAAAUCCCUGCAAGAGCGGCGGAAAUUGCCAUAAUUUUCCAGGAGGCUUCAGCUGUACUUGCAAAUCUGGAUAUACAGGCAGAACAUGUGAUUCUACCAUUGACUACUGCGAGUGCAAUCCCUGUUUCAAUGGAGCAACCUGCCAGAAUCAAGCUGAUAGUUACUACUGCCACUGUCCAUUUGGUGUCUUUGGAAAGCACUGUGAACUGAACAGUUACGGCUUUGAAGAGAUGUCAUACAUGGAGUUUCCCAGCCUGGAUCCAAACAAUAACUAUAUCUAUAUCAAAUUUUCCACCAUUAAAGAGAAUUCUCUGCUGAUGUAUAACUAUGACAAUCAGACAGGAAGCAAGGCUGAGUUCCUGGCCCUGGAAAUAGUGGAAGGCAAGAUGAAGUUCUCUUUUAACCUUGGAAGUGGAGCACACAGACUGAUGACAACCAAGAGGGUCUCUGAUGGACAAUUUCAUACUGUGGUUGCAAGAAGGGCUGGACUAGUGGCAUCUCUUACAGUGGACUCGUGUUCUGAAGAUCAGGAAACCGGUUAUUGCACAGCUACCAGUUUGACAUCAGCAAGUGAUUGGACGCUGGAAGUACAACCCAAUAGAUUAACAAUAGGUGGCAUCAGAUCGAUAGAACCAGUUCUUCAAAGGAAAGGCCAAGUUGUUACACAUGAUUUUGUUGGAUGUGUCAUGGAAUUUGCUGUUAACGGACGGCCACUCGAACCCAGUCAAGCUCUGGCAAGUCACGGGAUUCUAGACAGGUGUUUCCGAAUCGAAGGAGUCUGCCUAAAUAGCCCAUGCCAACAUGAGAGCUCGUGUGUGGAUUACUGGUCGUGGCAGCACUGUACUUGCAAGCAUGGGUAUGCAGGAAAAUACUGUGAAAAAUUGAUCAACGUGGACACUGCUUUGUCAUUGGUUGGCAGAGGACGCCUGGACUAUAUGAUUAAUCAGAAUAAGAAGCGGGACUAUUUAUUAAGGCAGAGUUUGAAGCGGCUGCCUCCUGAUCCUGUGAGUGCAAGCAGCUUGGACAUAAAGUUCAGAACAAGAAGCAAAAAUGGUAUUUUAAUUCAUGUCCAGGAAAGCAGCAAUUAUACUACUGUGAAGGUGCAAAAUGGAAAGUUACAUUACACUUCCGAUGCUGGUGUUGAUGGAAAAGUCGAAAGGAAUAUUCCGGAGAUUUCCGUAUCCGAUGGACAAUGGCACACAGUUAUAAUCAAGAAAAAUGGAUCCAUUACAACAUUGUCAAUUGACAGGAUCUACACUCGAGAAAUCCUUCAUAACACACAGAAUUUUGGGGGUUUAAAUGUGCUCAGCAUCUCGCUUGGAGGCAUACCUCCAGGGCUCAAUUACCAGAGCACUGAUCCAGAUUUUGAUGGGUGCAUCUCGUAUGUGACUUACAAUGGUGAAACAUUGCCCUUCACUGGGCAGCACAAGGAUGUUACAAUUACAAAAAGUGAUUCAUCUGUUAAGAUAGGAUGCAGAGGCCCCAACAUAUGUGCCAGCAAUCCAUGUUCGAGUGGAUUAAUGUGUGUGAACCAGUGGUAUUCAUACAAUUGUGUCCUUCCGGGAGAGUGUGCUUCUAAUCCUUGUCAGAACGGAGGGAGUUGUGAGCCUCUACCAAAGUCUGGAUUCACCUGCACUUGUCCGGAACUCUACAUUGGGAAAACGUGUGAGACUGUGGCGGUAUGUGUCAAUGUCCACUGUCCUCAGGGAACCGUGUGUAAAGCUGGAGUGGAUAAUGCAUACACCUGCAGUCCAAAGCUACAAAGCGAGGAGCUCUCUUUGCCACUUUGGGCUGUGCCGGCGAUCGUGGGCAGCUGUGCCACCUUCCUUGCGCUGGUGGUCCUCGGCCUCAUCGUCUGCAACCAGUGCAGAGGUCGGAAGGCAAAAGUGCAAAAAGACGAGAAUGCAAAGAAGAAGGAAAAGAAGAAGAAAGGGAGCGCGAAUGAGGGGUUUGAUGAUCCAGAUAACCUACCGCCGUACGAUGAAGAGCUGAGUGUCAGAAAGCAGCCUGAGGGAGUUCCAAAGCCUGAUAUCAUCGAAAGGGAAAACCCUUACUUGAUCUUCGACGAGACGGAUAUUCAACAUGCAGCAGACACAUUGCCAAGUGGGCAACCCUGUAUGGGACCUGAAACGGAACUUGAGCAUUAUGACAUAGAAAAUGCCAGCAGCAUUGCCCCUUCAGACGCAGACAUUAUACAGCACUAUAAGCAUUUUCGUAGUCACACCCCGAAAUUUUCCAUCCAAAGACACAGUCCACUGGGAUUUGCCCGACAGUCUCCUCUCCCACUUGGAGCUAGCAGCUUAAGCUUUCAGCCGUCUUAUGGUCAAGGAUUGAGAUCAACCCCACUGAGUCAUAAUACCUGCCAGAAUCCUAAUGCACUCUCUCGGCAAAGUCCUGCUCCAUUCUCAAAGCCAGGAACUUUCUACCGCAAUAGUCCGGCAAAGGAUUUGCACCUGGCAAGGAGAGAAGGGAGCCCCAUUGAUAUACAUUCGGAUGUUUGCCAGCCUGGCAUCUUUAAUUAUGCCUCAAGACUUGGAAGAAGGAGCAAAAGCCCUCAGACCAUGACAGGUCACAGUCACGCCUCCAGGCCUGGUAGCCGCCUUAAACAGCCGAUUGAGCAAAUCCCUCUAGAGAACACAGCUCCAGUGGGAUUGUCCAUAGAGGAGGUGGAAAGACUCAACACCCAUCGGCCGCGGAAUCCAAGUAUCUGUAGUGCAGAUCAUGGACGAUCGUCAUCGGAUGAUGACUGUAGAAGACCUCUUUCUAGAAUGAGGAACCCAGCCGACGGUACACCCGCACCAGAAUCAUCUUCAGACAGUGAUUCACACGAAUCUUUCACCUGCUCCGAGUUUGAGUAUGACAGAGACAAACCGGCCGUGUACACCUCGCGCAUGCCCAAAUUGUCUCAAGUCAAUGAAUCGGAUGCAGACGAUGAAGGCAAUUACUGUGGCAAACUAAAACCACGAAGAUAUCACGGCCGCAGAGCUGAAGGAAGCCCCGCAGUCCCACAGGGAAGCCAUGAAGAUUACAAAACACAACCCAAGCCUGGAGCACAUGGAGCUGCGCCGGGCGCUUUCAAUUGGGACAAUCUAUUAAAUUGGGGUCCUGGUUUUGGGAAUUAUGUGGAUGUUUUUAAAGAUCUUGCGUCACUUCCAGAAAAGGCAACAGUACAGGCAAAAGAAGAAGCGUUAAACAACGUUGCACAAAGUGCAGCGACAUCUAAUGAUGCAGAAGCAGAAGAAUAUGUAUAGGUAUAAUUUAUAUAGACUGUUCCAUUUUUCAGCAUAAAAAGCUGCAAGACAGUUACAAGCCGUUUAAUGGAUUAUUUUCAAAAUUAUCUUGCUCGUGGAAACCAUUGCCAGAUUCUGCAGUCCGUACAUUUCAGCUCAUGAAGAAUUUUGCCCUCAAAUGAUGGUUGUCUUUCAGGGUGCCCAUAAAAGAACUAUUGCAUAAAAGCACAUAAGGAUUGGAGUGAUGUUUGCGUUCUUCAAUGGUGGAAUAUUUUUCCUGACUUUUCUUUUCAGAACUAGAAACACAUGUGUGUGAGCACAGUGUGUUUCUUAUUCAGCCGCUGGCACUAAAGCAGUACACACGUUGGCCACCACUUUAAACGGUUGUGCCAAUACUGGAACAUACUUGGGUGUAGAUUUCCCAUUCUCCUCUUCUCAGCCUUUGCUAUAAGCAGAUCUGCUUUUUCAACAAAGGUGCAACUUAUUUUUGUCAUAAGUGUUUGUAUCUGCACUAUGGGAAUGGUUCGGUCUUGCUUUUGGAGAGCAAUUAGUUCUAAUACAAUAUCAUUGGGAAGUAUUGUCAUUACUUGCUUGAGAAUCUGUGCGUUGGCUUUCACUGUUUAACAUGGAGUCAAUAUGAGGGAAAAUUAAAAAAAUUAAUAUCUGGACUAGUUUGCCAUAGAGCUAACCUUGGAAUUCUGGGGUGUACUUUAAAAUCCUUUCUGCCCAAUUUCCAUGAAUCUUACUUUUAUACCAGUGUAGUACCUUU
Molecule: messenger RNA, 16173 nt
Organism: Amblyraja radiata (thorny skate)
Lineage: Eukaryota; Metazoa; Chordata; Chondrichthyes; Rajiformes; Rajidae
Gene: fat4
Product: FAT atypical cadherin 4
Biological process (GO): homophilic cell-cell adhesion
Cellular component (GO): plasma membrane
Molecular function (GO): calcium ion binding
Source: RefSeq, a predicted model, not a curated record